Messenger RNA from Bombus huntii, 2387 nucleotides. RefSeq lists its product as uncharacterized. The record is from RefSeq and is a predicted model, not a curated record. The transcript has 3 exons. Bases 1016 to 1669 code for a protein of 217 amino acids. NCBI's taxonomy places the organism in Eukaryota, Metazoa, Arthropoda, Insecta, Hymenoptera, Apidae.
AUAUGUAAAUUUAAUAUUCAGUAAAUAUUUUAUGGGCAAAUGAAUAUUUCAAUAUUUUAGCAGAUACUACGGAAAUUCGUUUACUGUGCGACGGUUUAAACGGACAUCGAUGGUCAAAGUGUAAUCUUGGCCACUGUUUAUAAGGGAACAGGAGCUCAUCGUUGAUAGAGGACUGCCUUGAAAGGAUCACUGGAUCACUAGGAGGAUCUAUGAUCCCGUCCAGUCGUCCGUGAAUCGGGCAUGUGUCGAAAACCACAGAAAAGUUCUGCCUAAGUUGCGGCGAAGGGGUUGAGAUUGCAACUCGUGAGAACUGGCCUCGAAAAGUUGAGAAGAAACAUCAGGGACGUUUGAGGACGGCUUUAAAACUUGAUCAUCUUUUUUCAUCGAUAGAACAUGCAAUUUUUCACUUCCUUGUUUAUCUAUACAGCGGACUUGUUAUGCGACGAACGGCAAUUUCGAAGUUUGGAAUAUUUAAAAUAUUGAAACGAGGGAAGAAACGGUAAGGGAAGAAGAGAAAAAAAGUUAAAUAUUCCAAUGUUAAAUAAUACCACAACUAGGAAUUCCAGAAUUAAAUAUUGCGUAAUUAAACACUUCAAGAUUAAAUUUUUCGUGAUUAAAUAGUUCCAAGAUUAAAUAUGUUGGGCUAAAAAUAUCCCAAAAUCAGCAGAUUUCUACACCAAAUAUUCCGAAAUUAAAAAUUCCAGAAUUGUACAAGGCAAAAGAAUAAUACGCACCAACUUCUUCCUCGUCAGUGACACUUUACUUCUUCGAUAAUUCACCGCAGCUUUCGACAGCUUUAACUUCCACACAGACGCGUCUAGCGGGAUCGCCGUUCACGUUUAUGUCAUUAGCAAGAAAACAAUUAAGGUAUCGUUUUUCAUGUCAGGUGUUGAUCAUCGUAACGUGGUUUACUCACAUGAUCGACGCCGCGAUGCUAUAAAAGCUAGAUCGUUCGAUCGAACUAGCCACACUCGUAAUCGAGACGUCCGUUUCGUGGCCGGUGGUGUCCAGCAGCAUGAGCUUGCUCAUAAUUCUGGCCGCAUUAGUGGCGUCAACGAUCGCCAAGACUUACGAACAGAGAGAGUACUAUCAAUACAGAGGUCCACCGGCGCCAUUAACCAGCGAUGGGAUGGUGAUGGACACGCCGGAAGUGGCCCAUGCAAGAGCUGCCCAUCUAGCGUUACACGCUGAAACGAUAGCUAGAUUAAGAAAAGCUCAGAACGAUUACGAAACGUACGAGAACAACGAAAUGUACAUGCCUCGGAUGAUGGACCCCAUGGAGGUUAUUACGCAGAAACGACAAAGACAGAGGACGUUCGUGCCUUUGGAGAAUGACGGACGCGCCAUGGAAACCUGUAAGACUUGCAGUAUACCCCAGAUGACAGAAGCAAAAAUCCCGCAUGUAGCAACGCAUGCGAGAGCAGCCUCAAAGGCAUCCGAAUUUUAUGAAUUCGACGUCUUUGACGGACGAAAAAAUUUGGUUUACCUUGCUCCUAUCGGACUGACGUAUAAACACACGCCAACGAUAGGUUAUCGGGGACCAUUGGCGCCCCUGGGACCGGAUGGCCGCGUGAUAGACACACCGGAAGUAACGAGGGCACGCGAGGCUCAUAUGAAGGCGCAUGCUCGCGCUGUGGCGCUUUCAACGCAAAACGAUCUUUACUACUGACCAAUAAAAUAGGAUCUCUCUUUGUUUAUUCCGUGAGAUUUGGGUAAACGGGCAUGUACGAUACGUUAAACGAUUAACUUUGGUAUUUUUGUUUAAAAUUAAGAACGAUGAAAAAAUGCAAUACUCCGUUCUUUGAAGAGUUGUAAUAUUUUGAAACCGAAUUUUGAUAUUUCUGUUUCAAGCUAAGGACGAUGAAUAUAUUAUAAAGUUAUAUACAUGUACUGUACUUGAGUGAAGAAAAUUGCGCGUGUCACCCAGUUUUCUUCUCAAAUCGUUCGACUUUCUGUCAAACUGUACGCAUUCGUUCUACGAGAAUCGCACAAUGUAACUUUUCGCAGCAAUGAGAGCACCGUUUGUAUUGUACCUGAUUUUUUACAUUUAACAUCGUUUUGGACUUUGAUUUUCGUUUGUUCGGCAGUUUGACAACGAAAACAACCUACGCACUUUUUGUAAAUAAUGUUACCAAUGCACACACUCAACCCUACAUAUACGUAAUAUUAAUUAAAACGAAUCAUUUUAUAUGAAAUAACGAUUUCUUUUUAUCUCACAUUGCCAUUGCUGCAAUUCGAAUUUUAUUGCCAUAUGAUUGUUACUAAUGAUUAACAAUAGGUGAUUUUAACAACGUCUAGAUUCUAAGCCAAUAGUAAUAACUUAUGAUAGUCGUAGAAGGUUAAGAUACUUAUGUGAAAUGAAUUUUAUGUUGAUUAGAAAAUCUCUC